AUGACAGCCCCGCACAUGGAAGGCUACCUACCUCAUGACUCGUCUACAUCGCCCCGAGCUCACCAACUCGUUUCUAAGCCCUUCGUCACAUUAACCUUCGCUACUUCUCUCGACAGUCAAUUAGCCAUCGCACCCGGUGUGCAGACAGCAUUAUCUGGUCCGCAAUCCAAGGCCAUGACUCACUUCCUGAGAUCAAGGCACGAUGCUAUUCUGAUCGGGGCCGGAACAGCUAUUGCCGACAACCCAUCACUAAACUGCCGAAUCGAAGGCGUAGGCGGCUAUGGUGGGGAAGGGCUCGUCGGACAACCAAGACCAGUUGUCGUUGAUCCUCGCGGGCGCUGGCAAUUUAGCGAAGAGAGCAAGGUGAUGAGACUAGCCAAGGAGGGCAAGGGGAAGGCACCUUAUGUUGUGACCUGCGUGGAGCCGUCCAGUAAUCAACGAAAGAUACUCGAAAGCGUAGGUGGCAAAUUCCUGGUUCUUGGACUUUCUCCCGAAGACAUUGCUGCAGCUGGUUCGACAUGGCAUAUCAUUUUGGAUGCUUUGGCCCAUCGAGGUAUAAAGAGCGUUAUGAUUGAGGGCGGUGGGUUUGUCAUCAAUGAUAUACUGGGACCUGGUCCCGCGUAUUCGCUGGUCGACUCGGUAAUCGUUACGAUUGCUCCUACCUGGCUAGGAAGAGGCGGUGUACAGGUGUGUCCGGAUGGCGGCUCGGAACGAUUGCCCAUCACAAGAUUGAAAGAAACGAGAUGGAUUCCGCUCGGAGAAGAUAUCGUGCUCUGUGGGCGACCAAACAAGGCGCUUCGGUAA
Alternaria viburni is the source of this 804-nucleotide messenger RNA. RefSeq lists its product as uncharacterized. Gene Ontology annotation, biological process: riboflavin biosynthetic process. Bases 1 to 804 code for a protein of 267 amino acids. Gene Ontology annotation, molecular function: 5-amino-6-(5-phosphoribosylamino)uracil reductase activity. The record is from RefSeq and is a predicted model, not a curated record. Lineage: Eukaryota; Fungi; Ascomycota; Dothideomycetes; Pleosporales; Pleosporaceae. The transcript has 2 exons.